AUGGCCGACUUGACAAGCCAACAGCCCGACAGGUCAACGGUCACCCCUACCCCAGCUGCCGAAUUAGACGCGGCACAGCUGGGAGGACAGUCGUCGUCCCCGCAGAACCCGGCUCUCUCACAGCAAGCGCCGAUCGAGGUUGACCCUGACGAAGUCAAUUCCAACCUUGGCGAUGAGGUCUCCAACGCCAGCACGUCUCUCCAUUCCAGCGUCAUGCACUACGAGUUUCGCCACGGCCGUCGAUACCAUGCUUACCAGUCGGGACAUUACAACUUUCCUAACGACGAGCAGGAGCAAGACAGGCUCGACAUGGUGCACCACGUCUUCUUCCGCUUGAUCAACGACAACCUGUUCCUGGCACCGAUUGAUCCGACAGGCUUGCGCAUUCUCGACAUUGGCACGGGCACGGGCAUCUGGCCCAUCCAUCUCGGCGACCUCUACCCCGGCGCCGAGCUCAUUGUCGGCAACGACCUCAGUCCCAUCCAGCCGGAAUGGACCCCGCCCAACGUCAAGUUCAACGUCGACGACGUCGAGCUCGACUGGGUCGAGCCACAGCCUUACGACUACAUCCACUGCCGGUACAUGGCUGGCGCCAUCAAGGACUGGCCCCGCCUCGUGCGGCAGAUCUACCAGAACCUCAAACCGGGCGGCUGGGUCGAGUUUCAGGAGUCGGCCAACACGCUCCUCUCCGAAGACGGUUCGCUCCAGCCCGACAACCCGAUGCUCACCAUGAUGAACGGGCUCAUGGAGGCGUGCGACAAGAUCGGCCGGACCAUGGACCCCGCGCCAUCCAUGAAGCAGUGGACGCUCGACGUUGGGUUUGAAAACGUCCAGCAGCAGAGCUUUAAGCUGCCGAUCGGCAGCUGGCCCAAGGAUCCGCGACUGAAGGAGUGCGGCACGCUCAUGGGCAGCAACUUUGUCGAGGGCGUCGAGGGCUUCACGGCCGCGCUCUUUAGGGACGUGUUGGGGUGGCGGCAGGAGGAAGUGACGGUGCUGAACGCCGGCGUCAGGGCUGCUGCGAGGGACAGGACGGUGCAUCCCUUGUUCAAUGUGUUGGUCGUCACGGGCCAGAAGCCGCUGUGA
Messenger RNA from Verticillium nonalfalfae, 1083 nucleotides. RefSeq lists its product as uncharacterized. Lineage: Eukaryota; Fungi; Ascomycota; Sordariomycetes; Glomerellales; Plectosphaerellaceae. Gene Ontology annotation, molecular function: methyltransferase activity. Bases 1 to 1083 code for a protein of 360 amino acids. The transcript has a single exon. The record is from RefSeq and is a predicted model, not a curated record.